AUGAGGUUUCUUCACCCUCAAGUAGAGGGCACACUCUUACAAGCGACUUUCGCAGCCAGUUGCUUUCCUGGACUGCGAAAUUUGAGGACUGUUGGAUUUGUAGGAGCCCUGUUACUGAGACCUCCUUCACUUACCCCACCUCUGGUUCAGCUGGAACUCAGAGAGCUGGCGGUGGCGCUGGAGUUAGGGAGUGAAGGCGGUGUGGCGUGGCUAGUAAAUUCCUUGGCUGAGCACAGGCCGAAGUUAUCCAAGAACCUGCUGCGCAUGAAGUUCAUGCAAAGAGGCCUAGAUUCAGAAACCAAGAAGCAGCUGGAAGAAGAAGAAAAGAAAAUCAUCAGUGACGAGCACUGGUUCUUGGACUUGCCAGAGCUGAAGGAGAAGGAGAGCCUCAUAAUCGAAGAGCAGAGCUUCUCAUUAUGCGAAGACCUUCUCUACGGAAGAAUGUCAUUCCGAGGAUUUAAUUCUGAGGUUGAGAAACUAAUGGUUCAGAUGAACUCUAAGAGCAAAGCUGAAGAAGUUGAAGAUGAAGCAGUGGAACUUGAUGUGUCCGAUGAAGAAAUGGCUAGAAGGUAUGAAAGCCUGGUGGGGACAAUUGGAAAAAAGUUUGCCAAGAAAAGAGAUCGUGCCAAUUUUGAAGAAGAUGAAAAUGGAAACAUGAAAAAGACCAAGACAAAGAAGGUGUUCUUAAAACCCCAAGAGUAA
Molecule: messenger RNA, 702 nt
Organism: Chrysochloris asiatica (Cape golden mole)
Lineage: Eukaryota; Metazoa; Chordata; Mammalia; Afrosoricida; Chrysochloridae
Product: M-phase phosphoprotein 6-like
Exons: 2
Coding region: 1-702 (233 amino acids)
Biological process (GO): maturation of 5.8S rRNA
Source: RefSeq, a predicted model, not a curated record